AUGGGUUUAUUUGGUAGAACCCAAGAAAAAGAUCCAAAAGAAAUGGUCCAAGAAUGGACCCAUAAAUUAAGAAAAGAAGGUUAUAAUUUAGACAGACAAGUUAGAGCAAUUCAAAGAGAAGAAGAAAAGGUAAAGCGUUCCUUAAAGGAAGCUGCUAAAAAGAAUGACAAAGAUGUAUGUAAAAUUCUUGCUAAAGAAAUUGUACAUGCCCGGAAAGCAUGUAACAAACUGUAUACGUCAAAGGCUCACUUAAAUUCUGUCUCUUUACAAAUGAAAAAUCAAUUAGCAACAAUAAGAGUUGCAGGUUCCGUUUCUAAGUCGACAGAAGUUAUGCAAGCUAUGCAAUCGUUAGUGAGAGUACCUGAAGUCGCAGCUACUAUGAGAGAAUUAUCCAAGGAAAUGAUGAAAGCUGGUAUUAUUGAAGAAAUGUUAGAUGAAACCAUGGAUUCUAUAGAAGAAUCUGAAGACAUGGAAGAUGAAGCUGAUGAAGAAGUCGAUAAAAUUUUAUGGGAAGUUACCGCAGGACAACUUGGAACAGCUCCUGCCGUUGUUACAGAAACUCCUGGUGUGGUUCCAUCUACAUCUACAUCUGUAGAUGUCGAUACAGAGAAUGUCGAUGACGAUAAAGAACUCGAAGAAAUGAAAAAUAGAUUACAAAGUUUACGCAGUUAGUCUUAAUACAUAAAUUAUUUGUGUUGGUAAAAUUCGAAAUAUUUGACACCUUUUAUAAUUGCAAUUUUUAGAAGAAUUAAUAUAGUGAUCAAAGUAACAUUUACUUCAGAUAAGAUUAUCUCGAUUAAACUUUCAACGCAUUCUAAUGCGUAUACAUUCUUUUUUUUUUUUACAGAACACAAUAGGAUUCAAACUAACUAUACAAAUUCUAAGAAUAUGCAAUUUUUUAAACAAUAUUAUUUUAAUACAAGUUUUAUAUGCAUACUUAGCAAUCUUUAUAUCUUUGUUAUAAGUGUUAUAUUUUACCAAAUAUUCACUAUCUAUGUUAAUGAAUAAAUUGAGAAGCUGGCUUUGAAAUAGACACCACUUACACUAAUUUAUUUUGAUAAUGCAUAAUAGAAAAAUACUGCGCUAGUAUAUUACUUGUAACUAAACAACAAACUUUAUCAAAUAAGUUGAAGGAAUAUGUUAAAACUAGUAUUAGUCUUGAAUAAUGUAACAAUAAUUAUAGGAACAAGUACUACUCUAUAAUUCACUCAUGAAAUUAAUCACGAAACAUAGAUAUAUUUAUAAAUAAUCUUGUAUAAUCAGAUGACUAUCACAGAAUGAACUUUCAUUUGAAAUUAUAAUGCUUUCCGGUUAUUUGUAAAUAUUGUAUUUAUAACAGUAUUGUAAAUUAAAACCUAAUUAAGGCUGUAAUCAACUAAACUUUCUCAACUAUUUAAUAAAUGUAUUGUAUAUAAUAUGCUUAUAUAUAUACAUUUCUAAUUA
Molecule: messenger RNA, 1443 nt
Organism: Polistes dominula (European paper wasp)
Lineage: Eukaryota; Metazoa; Arthropoda; Insecta; Hymenoptera; Vespidae
Gene: Vps24
Product: vacuolar protein sorting 24
Biological process (GO): vacuolar transport
Source: RefSeq, a predicted model, not a curated record